This is a messenger RNA of Anastrepha obliqua, 1113 nucleotides long. Its product is annotated as rhythmically expressed gene 2 protein. NCBI's taxonomy places the organism in Eukaryota, Metazoa, Arthropoda, Insecta, Diptera, Tephritidae. The coding region runs from base 189 to 953 and encodes 254 amino acids. The record is from RefSeq and is a predicted model, not a curated record. The transcript has a single exon.
AAAUAUUGCAAUAUGCUCUUAUCUUUUAUCCAUUAGAUAAUCUUUCAGUUUAUCAAUAAGCAAACAUAAGUAGCAAUUGCUACCAUCCAAGGCAAGGUGUACCCUGCUUCCAUUGACUUAUCAAGCAAAAAAAUAAGAGCAAAAUCAGACACACAAACAUCAUUAACAGUGAGUCUACCUUUGGCAUAAUGCCACGACAAGCUCAGCUUGUUAAAAAUUUGAGACGUUUUCGACUAGUGACAUUUGAUAUCACAGAUACUUUGCUAAAGUUUCGCAAGGCUCCAGGAGUGCAAUAUGCUGAGACGGCGGCGUUGAUGGGUGUAAAAAAUCUUGACCCAGUUCGUUUACAACAUAUAUUUCGUGAUGAAUUCAAAGCUAUGGCAAGGAAGUACCCAAAUUUCGGCAGCAAUUCCAAGGAAAUAACUUGGCAAGAGUGGUGGGUGCAGUUGGUGGACAAUGUAUUUAAACGAAUAGACGAUAAAUUGCCGCAUCCUCAAAUACGUCGCAUUAGUGAAAAACUCUUUGAGCAAUACCGUUCUAAUGAAUGUUAUGUGCACAUUGACGGUAACUUAGAAUUAUUGGAAAAGAUACGCGGCAGUUGCAAAUAUGUUGGUGUCAUCUCCAAUAGUGAUCCAGGAUUGGAACGUGUAUUGAGUGAUAUGAAUAUUAGACAAAACUUUGACUUCGUGUACACCUCAUAUGAUCUAGGUGUUGAAAAGCCCCAUCAAGCUGCAUUUGAAAAACCGCUGGAGCAAUAUAAUGUGUAUCCCCAUGAAGCGUUGCAUAUUGGCAAUCUAUAUGAUAAGGAUUAUAUAGGCGCCAUUAAUGCUGGUUGGAGCAGUUUACUAAUAACACAGUCGCUCACUGAAAUGAAACGAGCGAAACCUACUCAUGUAUAUGCCAGUUUAAAAGAAAUGCAUACUGCACUCGAAACAACCGACAUCCAGUGGUAAACAUAACAGGGAAAGUGUGCCUAAGCUGAAAAUCUUGAGACUGAAGUUAAGUGGAAAAUGUAUGUAUCUAUGUAUAUCAACUUUGGAUUUUGUUGAAAUUGUAAUCUUAUUGUUAAAAACACGAAACAACGUUUUUACAUUUUUUGUUUCAAUGAUAGUA